Messenger RNA from Knipowitschia caucasica, 333 nucleotides. Lineage: Eukaryota; Metazoa; Chordata; Actinopteri; Gobiiformes; Gobiidae. The record is from the annotation of a GenBank genome assembly.
AUGCUGGGAACUAAAAGCAAGUAUCUGAAAAGAAACCCAUACACCCCAUCAACACCUCCUGCUGCUGCAGCUUUUCUCCCUUUCUCCUCCGCCGUCACGAUCAAAAGGAUCUCCUACCAGGACACCAACUACAGGCGCUCUAUUCCAGCUGAAGAGCACCUGUCCAUCUGUCUGCGGUUUCUUGCCACUGGGGACUCCUACAGGACCAUUGCGGGGAGCUUCAGAGCGGGCAUAUCCACCGUCUCCAUGCUCAUCCCAGAUGUGGUGGCAGCCAUCUGGGACUGCCUCGUGGAGGAGUUCAUGGCUGUGCCUGGAGCAGAGGAGUGGAGGUAA